UUAUAUCAUGCCACCCCAAGCCCUGUCAUUUUUAACAGCAGUGGCUCAGUUAACAUCUAUUCACUGAAAAUGAUCGGAAACCUGAAAGAGGAAAACUGCACCACUCUGUUUCCUGAUUUAAACACCAGUCAUACAGACACAUACUUCCUCCGAAUUCAGAACUGGCCGUUUAUGUCAACGGCUGUUUGUGAGCCUGUUCAGAUAAAAGUAAGAGAUUCUCCUUGGAGUCCCAGCAUUAACAUCCCUGCUGAUCUGAAGGAGCAUCAGUCUGUCACUAUCAGCUGCUCAGCUUUGACUCCCUGUCCACACUCACCUCCUGAACUCACCUGGAGUCUCCAACAAGACUCUCACAGACAAACAGAGAAAAACACAGAGGGAACCUUUACAACUAAAAUCCAGGAGACCAUCACUCUGUCAGACACACAUGAUGGAUACAACAUCAGAUGUUCUGCCACAUAUCCUGUGAAUGGAGGAAGCAAGACAGCAGAGACAGAAGUGACUCUCAGUGUUUCAUAUGCUCCUAGAAACACCUCAGCAUCCAUCAGUCCAUCAGGUUUGGUGUCAGCAGGUAGCUGGGUGGAGCUGAGCUGCUCCAGCAGAGCCAAGCCUCCUGCCAGCUUCACCUGGUUCUGGAACAGCAGACAUGGAGCCUUUAAUGUAUCUGUGGGGCAGGUUUACAGCUUCAAUGCUACUGAGGGAGGAGAGUAUUACUGUGUGGCUACAAAUGAUCUGGAUUCUCCUUGGAGUCCCAGCAUUAACAUCCCUGCUGAUCUGAAGGAGCAUCAGUCUGUCACUAUCAGCUGCUCAGCUUUGACUCCCUGUCCAGACUCACCUCCUGAACUCACCUGGAGUCUCCAACAAGACUCUCACAGACAAACAGAGAACAACAAAGAGGGAACCUUUACAACUAAAAUCCAGGAGACCAUCACUCUGUCAGACACACAUGAUGGAUACAACAUCAUCUGUUCUGCCACAUAUCCUGUGAAUGGAGGAAGCAAGACAGCAGAGACAGAAGUGACUCUCAGUGUUUCAUAUGCUCCUAGAAACACCUCAGCAUCCAUCAGUCCAUCAGGUUUGGUGUCAGCAGGUAGCUGGGUGGAGCUGAGCUGCUCCAGCAGAGCCAAGCCUCCUGCCAGCUUCACCUGGUUCUGGAACAGUAUAAAAGUGGCUGAAGGAGAAGUUCACAAAUUCUACAUUAGAGAAGGAGGAGAGUAUCACUGUGUAGCUACAAAUGAUCUGGGUAAUGCUACAUCAUCAAGAGUCUGUGUUAGAAUCAAAGAUUCUCCUUGGAGUCCCAGCAUUAACAUCCCUGCUGAUCUGAAGGAGCAUCAGUCUGUCACUAUCAGCUGCUCAGCUUUGACUCCCUGUCCACACUCACCUCCUGAACUCACCUGGAAUCUCCAACAAGACUCUCACAGACAAACAGAGAAAAACACAGAGGGAACCUUUACAACUAAAAUCCAGGAGACCAUCACUCUGUCAGAAACACAUGAUGGAUACAACAUCAGCUGUUCUGCCACAUAUCCUGUGAAUGGAGGAAACAAGACAGCAGAGACAGAAGUGACUCUCAGUGUUUCAUGUAAGUGAUCCUGUCAGCACGUCAUGGUUCAGCUGUUUCUGAUCAGUAAAGUUAAUGUG
Molecule: messenger RNA, 1638 nt
Organism: Fundulus heteroclitus (mummichog)
Lineage: Eukaryota; Metazoa; Chordata; Actinopteri; Cyprinodontiformes; Fundulidae
Product: vascular cell adhesion protein 1-like
Exons: 6
Coding region: 70-1587 (505 amino acids)
Source: RefSeq, a predicted model, not a curated record